This is a messenger RNA of Seriola dumerili (greater amberjack), 2597 nucleotides long. RefSeq names its product Krueppel-like factor 2. Gene Ontology annotation, molecular function: DNA-binding transcription factor activity, RNA polymerase II-specific; RNA polymerase II cis-regulatory region sequence-specific DNA binding. The transcript is spliced from 3 exons. Lineage: Eukaryota; Metazoa; Chordata; Actinopteri; Carangiformes; Carangidae. Gene Ontology annotation, biological process: regulation of transcription by RNA polymerase II. Bases 360 to 1619 code for a protein of 419 amino acids. The record is from RefSeq and is a predicted model, not a curated record.
UCCUGCCCUGACUCUCUCACCACCUCUCUGUAUCUGAAACACAGGGAAACUGUACUUUUAUACCGAGGCUAAAUUUAGGGGGCUGGUCGGUGCGCGGCGUCCCCAUCCUGGACGCGCUUCCUUCCCCCAGCCUCGCAUUGGUCUGAUUUGUGCAGGGAACAACGUUUAUAAGAAAAGCAGCUCUGUCCAGACUCACAGCUACAUGAGUGAGGAGAAACAGCUCAUCGGACGACAGAAGAAGCGACGCGAUCUGUAGCUUUUUCUGGAGACUCUCUGGACUCUGGUAAUUUCCUUUAAACACAGAAAGUGCCUCUUCUCAACACUUGAGGGAUUUUUUUCCACUUUUUUUUUAACAACGCAUGGAAAUGGCCUUGAGCGGGACCAUUUUACCAUCAAUCUCUACCUUUGCCAACCAGAAGGAGAAAGGCUGGGAAGAUAGGUGGAAGGGCGACAUGAGCAGCGUUGCGCCCGACUUGGACAGCAGCUGCCUGGGCAGAAAAGAUGAAGAGGACCUGGAUAAGUUCUUGGAUCUUGAGUUUAUUCUCGCAAACACAUCUGGCUCUGACGGAGCGCCAGCCGCCGGGACGGGGGUAGAGUCCUAUCGGCUCCAGGAGUCCGGGUCGUCCGCGUAUCACCAGCAGCAGCAGCACACCGGGAUGCCCCAGCCGCAGGCCAAUUACACCUCUGUCCCAGACAUGAACUGCCCUCCUCCGCCCUACAACAGUCUGAUGGCGGAGCUUCUGCGCUCCGACGUGGAUACGAGCUUCUUCUCCGGGAACAGUCCCAGCAUCCAGGGCAGAUUCCUGAUCAGCUCCGCGCCUUUCCAGACCACUCAGGAUUUAUUCCCCGAGCAUCCGAACAUUAAAGUGGAGCCCGCCUCCAUGGACACAUACGGACCUGUCAUGGGUCUAGUGCCCCAGAGCUGCACCAAAAUCAAGCAUGAAGGGAACGUCUCCUGCAUGAUGUCAUACGAGCAGCAGCCGCGGCUGGCCAACUCCCCGCAGGCUGCAGUCGGCAGCAUGACGCCGCCGCUCAGCCCGGACGACCUGAUGAGCUCCGAGUGCCACCAGCCCCAGAUGUGCAACGCCACCUCGCUGACGUUCCCGCAGAGCUUCCACUCCCACCACCGGAGCGCGCCCGGGGGAUUCCCUCACCCGCACACCGGGAUGCAGCUCCCUUUCACAGGGGCGCACCACCAUCACCAUUUUCCCGCCAUGUUCGGAGAGGACGCGGCCAUGGGCAUGCAGCAGCAGCCGGCGUCCGGCCAGCGGGUCCUCCUCACCCCACCAUCCUCCCCGCUGGAAAUGAUGGACACCAAGCCAAAGAGGGGUCGCCGGUCCUGGCCCAGGAAACGGACGGCGACACACACCUGCACUUUUACCGGCUGUGGGAAAACCUACACCAAGAGCUCCCACCUGAAGGCGCACCUCAGGACGCACACAGGAGAGAAACCAUACCACUGCAGCUGGGAGGGUUGCGGCUGGAAGUUCGCUCGUUCCGAUGAGCUCACACGUCACUUCCGGAAGCACACCGGGCACCGGCCGUUCCAGUGUCACCUGUGUGAACGGGCGUUCUCCCGGUCCGACCACCUCGCCCUGCACAUGAAGAGGCACAUGUGAGGACACAAGCUGAGCAGAGAGGACUCUAUGCAUCAACCACACGAAAAGAACUGUAACAACCCUAUGGUCAGAUAUAGAACCAUGCUAUGCAAAUAUAUAGAUGCAAGUUCCUAUAGUUCAUUUAACUAUAGUGGUACCAUGGCAGGAUUAGCAGCCAUACAGUAUGAUGAGGCCACUAGCCUAUUGACUACACUGUAAUGCCUACAGGUAUAUUUAUAGGAAUAUUAUAGUGAGUUUCAUCAGGGGGGAGGAAAAGGAGCAUCAAGAUGAAAUGCCUUAAAAAAAAUAUCUAUUUAAAAGUUAUUUUGAGAGAAGUGACAAACACAAAUCACAAAUCACAAAUCAAUGAGCAAACACAGCAGAUAUGACAGAGACAGAUGAAUUCUGUUCAGACUUUUGUAACGAUGUAGCUGGUACUACUUUUUUGUAUGGGAUGCUGUUUGUAUAGACAACAAGUGAACAAAUGAAUUUCCACUCAACAUGUCAGGCACAUGCAGCUGAAGCAACUGGAAGCAGACAUUCCUCUGAAGAGCAAAUAUUUUGUUGUAUUUUCACCAUUAGUGCCUUUCUAUAACACAUUAUUACACAUCUUACGAGCGCCAUAUUCUUCACUGGCUAAAUGACAAUCAAAGUUUUAUUCUGUGUGUUAUAUUGUAAGUGUAAACUGCACGUGAAAUAAGCUUUUAGACAAUGUUUUGUUCUAAAACUGCCUUUCAUUCUGUCCUCCUUGAAGGCUUGAACUGAAUGUCGUGUCUGUGAGUCUGUCUGUUGUCUACUAGCAUUUGAAGUCAGGGUCUUUUACAGUAGGAAGUCUCACAGAACAGCAACACCACCUGACUGACAAAGGGCUAUUCAGUCUUUGGAAAUAAGACUUGUUUGUUUGUGUGAUGAACAAAUGUACUGCCUUGUAAAUAGAAUUUUUUAUAUAAUGUAAAUAGUUUAUUUUAAUGUACAUAUUAAACUAAAUGAACAACAUGA